Xenopus tropicalis (tropical clawed frog) is the source of this 1991-nucleotide messenger RNA. RefSeq names its product adrenomedullin 5 (putative) (gene adm5). The coding region runs from base 142 to 639 and encodes 165 amino acids. The record is from RefSeq and is a predicted model, not a curated record. The transcript has 4 exons. NCBI's taxonomy places the organism in Eukaryota, Metazoa, Chordata, Amphibia, Anura, Pipidae. Gene Ontology annotation, biological process: signal transduction. Gene Ontology annotation, cellular component: extracellular region. Gene Ontology annotation, molecular function: hormone activity.
UAAAAGAGACUGCAGCACAGCUGCAAGCACAAGGGGACAGAUCCUGCCACCAACAGCUACUUGCCUGCAAGAUCCAACUACUUUGCUUAGGACUUGAGGAUUCUAAGGAUUUGUACCAAUAUCCCAAAAGGUUUGUGAGUCAUGGUCGCACAUGGAAGCUUUGCGUUGCCUUUGCUUGUGAUGGCAAUCAGCCUUAAUCUCUGUAAUGCUCUCUGGAUGGACAACAGAGACAGACGGAUGCCUCCACCAGUUGUAUCAUUCCUGGACAAAAUAAGAGGGUUUGGAAGUAAGCAGCCAGGUGGAACAGGGAAAGAACUUGCAGAUGGUCACAUACCCACAGAGCUCAUUAAGGACUAUAAACCAAGAGACAAUUCCAUAAACAGCAUUAAUACUCAUAUAAGCUCCCUUCUUCGUCCUAGAGAAAAGCGCUAUAUCUCACCAAUAUCCAUGCGUGGCUGCCACCUGGGCACUUGUCAAAUACAGAACUUGGCCAGCAUGCUAUACCGCCUUGGAAACAAUGGCUAUAAAGAUGGCUCCAACAGAGAUACCAAGGAUCCUUUAGGAUAUGGAAGGAGACGCCGCUCAUUGCAACAGAAUAAAAAGCGAACUGACUUACCAGGGAUGUUACUGGCCACAUAAGAAGCAUUCUGUGGACCAUUACGCUUACUCCCACAAAACCAAGAAUAAUGCAGCAUGGAAUCUAACAAUAAGUAGAGCAGAAUUUGUGGUCUUUAGGACUUCCUGUGGAGAAAAGCCAAAUCCCUACCUCGGACACGGGCUCCUGGGUGGUCAGACUGUAAGCAACUAGUCACAGAAGCAGAAGAUGAGCGUGUAGUGAAACCUGUAGUAGAACAAUCUAUUCACUGAUUUACCUAGUUAUUGAAGAGCCAAGCUGUAUUCUCCAUUCCCAUGCUUUGUGAAACUACUAUAAUAAGGAGUAUCGUAUCAAGCUAUAGUGAGAUAACCUGCUUGUAAACUACUGUGUAACUCAGUGUGCCAACCAUAGCAUCCACCACAUGAUAUUUAGAAUGAAAUCAAAUUAAAUGCUUUGCUUUUUGCAGAUGAAAUGACUACACUCUCUGAAAAUAAUGGGAUGCCGGGUCAGAAACAAAAGGAGCAAUGCUGCACUUGAGUGUCUAAAGCAGGGCUGGUUGACCUGCAGCUGUUAUAGAACUACCCCAACAUCCAUAUCCACCCCUAGAAAUAGGUUUACAGUUCAACAACUAAGCUUGGUCAGACAUGUUGGACUUGCAAGGAGGAAAAUGGAUAAAAUAAACCUAAUUCCUAGUACAUGCUGACGUUGCCUCCCUAAAAUUCCUCUGGCAUAUUUUGUUUAGUUAGUAACUGGUUUACUUCUCUGCUGCAUUAUAUCCCCCUUUUUUAGAUAAGUCUUAUCCUGUGACUCGGCUACUCAGGACAGAGUUUGCAGCUUACUGGCUACUGUAUGGGGUCAAGAUGAGGGCCUGCCCAAUUGAUAUCUGGUCACAGCUCUGUCAGAUAUGGGUCUAGCUAGCUGCAAAAUCACAAUAGCUUUUGAUAGUCCAGAUGGGUCUGUACAGGCCUUAAAUGUGAUCAACACCUGGGUAGCCAAAUGGGCCAAAGUUCCACUAGUUUGGCAACUUAAGCCCUAUGUUUGUUGCUUCUAGAGGUCAGAAGGACAAAGCAAUACAGCUUCUUGAAAACAUUCCUUCUUCCUAAGAGAAACACUACAGCUAAACUACAUCAUAUGCUUGCUUCCCCUCCUCCCUUACACAUUUGGGGUAGUUCAGAUUGUAAAUAUGGUAUAUAAAAUAUGAAUGUAAAUAUAUGCACACAAUACUUGUAUUUAUAGAUUUUAUAGUUAUUUGUAUAUUUAAGUUAAAUUUCUAAGUUAUAUAUUUGAUUGAGGGGGGGGGUACAGAUUGUAUUGGAAGAAAGAACAAUAUGGAAACCAAAUGGUUACAGAUCUACAAGAUUUGUCCACAGAGUAAAAAAUAUUUCUACAGACAAAA